AUGUCGGCGAACGAGUCGAUGCGGAGGCUGUCGCUUGUGAGACAGUAUGCGCACUUUGUGUUGGCUACAAUACAGUUCAUGAAAUGUGUGGCACUGUUCGUGGCUCCGGCAAUGGUCGCUUACUUUGUCCGCGACGAAAAGCGACACGAUCAAUGGAGAUACGCAAAUGCUAUUUUUCUCCCUGUUGCUACCGACAAACCUGCUUCAUUCACACUGAUAACGCGAAGAACAAAGGAUGCAGCUGAGGCUGCUGCAGUCGAAAUGGAAACGAGCGCGCGAUCACGAAAGAAGUACGGAGAACCGUAUAACUGA
Molecule: messenger RNA, 312 nt
Organism: Ostertagia ostertagi
Lineage: Eukaryota; Metazoa; Nematoda; Chromadorea; Rhabditida; Trichostrongylidae
Source: the annotation of a GenBank genome assembly